Messenger RNA from Rotaria sordida, 1026 nucleotides. The record is from the annotation of a GenBank genome assembly. Lineage: Eukaryota; Metazoa; Rotifera; Eurotatoria; Philodinida; Philodinidae.
AUGUCUGACAUCACGAAUUGUUUGCGUGGUAAUGUCAGUGCUAGUGAAAUAAGUCCAAGAUCCAGUACUAGUAUGCAUGAGAUGGGUUUUGGUCGUUCAGUUGCUUGGCUUGAUGAUCAAGGCACACUCGCUGUACUCGUGUACAAGUCGAAAAAUCAAACUUGGUCAGAAUCCGAAAUACAUGUAUUUAAAAAUGUUUCAACAUAUUCGAAUAUUGAUGGUGAUCAACCUGACUUUAUUCUUCCUAAUAAUCAACAAACGUUUCUACCGUUACCGAAAACAUCUUUUCUUCUUAUUCUUGCACACUCAAAAAACUUGUUAAUCUUCCGUGACGACCGCAAAUAUCUUUAUAUACCGUUCACCGACGCAGGAAGCCUUCCUACGCUCAUCGAAAAGAAUUGCGAAGCAUGCGUUCUAAAACCGAAGCCAUUUGGUGCCGUAUUUUUCACUGUUAAACUUUGCUGUUGGCCUAUUUUCCAACUACUUCUAGCAUUUCACGAGAAUCUUCUCGAAAAUGAUUUACAAACGAAUCUCACACAAGCAACUAUCUACCCUACUUUACAACCGCUACGAACACCUGAAUUAGAACUGCGACUCAUAGAAGAGAAUGGAAAUACCCUUUCAAAUGAAAAUUUGGUAUGGAACCUGGCAAAUAAGACAGAUCCAAACCUUCAACGAUUUUAUCACACAACGAAUGCUCGAAAAGCAUCAACAGAGUCUAUAACAAUUGAACCAUCAGGAUCUUCAUCAUCCCAACUGAUCACCCAAUAUCCUCUACAGUCGACAAUGGGAUCAACCGUUGGAACUACUCUUUUCUCCAAUCAUUCGGACGUUGAACAUUUACUUGAAUACUUCAACAAACGGCUUGAUGCAAGUACUGAUCAAAUAGAGCAAAAUUUUUCGAUAUCACCGCCACACUCCGAUGGAAUAAAUCAUUUACAUCGUGAUGAUGAUUUACGAGCAGUUAUCAUUGCUUCAUGUACAUCAACAUCAAUAAGAUGUUUUGUAAGUGAUACAACUGAAUAA